AUGCCUGGCGCAGCGGUGGAGCUGAUCCGCUACAAUGCCGAAACGCGGCGUUUCGAGGUCGGACCGCUCGCGCUGGAUGUGCUGCGCGCGACGACCACGCCAGUGGCAGUCGUCGCCGUCUGCGGGCGCGCGCGACAGGGCAAGUCCUUCAUCCUCAACCAGCUGCUGUCGGUGACGGCCGGCUUCCAGAUUGGCAGCACGCACCGGCCCUGCACCAAGGGCCUGUGGAUGUGGUCAACGCCGCAGGCGCGCACUGACGCGGACGGCAACCCAUACCACCUGGUGCUGCUGGAUACGGAGGGGAUCGACGCGUACGAUCAGACAGCCCAGUACAGCACGCAGAUCUUCAGCCUGGCCGUGUUGCUUAGCAGCCUGUUUGUUUACAACCAGAUGGGCGGCAUUGACGAGGCGGCGCUGGACAGGCUGAGCCUGGUGGUGGAGAUGUCGAAGCACAUCAAGGUGCGCAGCGGCGCGACUCACGGCGCUAACGGCGUCAGCAGCGGCGGCGACGGCAGCGCCGCCAGCAGCACGGCAGGCGCCGCCGCGGGCGGCGACGACGCGGCGGCGCGGGAGCUGCGGCGCUUCACGCCCAGCUUCCUUUGGCUGCUGCGCGACUUUUAUCUGAAGCUCGAGGACGAGCACGGCCGCAAGGUGACUGCGCGCGAGUACCUGGAGGCAGCGCUGACCCCUGUGGCCGGCGGCGGCGCCGGCGUGGACGCCAAAAACGCGAUCCGCAGCUCCAUCAAGGGGCUCUUCCCGGACAGGGACUGCGCGACCCUGGUGCGCCCCAUGCACGAGGAGCAGGCCCUGGUAUCUCUUGACACGACGCCGCGGGAGGAGCUGCGGCCCGAGUUCAAGGAGGGCGUCGCGUGGCUGCUGCGGCUGAUCCUGCUCAAGGCGCAGCCCAAGCGCCUGGGCGGCUUUGUGCUGACUGGGCCGGUGCUGGCCGGUCUGACUGAGGCGUAUGUGGCGGCCAUCAACGACGGCGCAGGGGUGGCGGAGCAGGAGUGCCGGCGGGCUGCGGACGCCGCAGAGGCCACCUACCGGGCGGAGUUUGAUGAGGCAGUGGUAGCGGAGGAGCCGGAGCUGGAGCGGGAGCACACGCGAGCGCUCACGGUCGCGAAGGGCGCGUUCGCCGCGGUGGCGAUCGGCGAGUGGAGCAUCCGGCGCGCGAAUGAGGCGCGGUUCCUGGACGCCUGCGCGGCCAGGUUCGCGCAGGUGCGGGCACGCAAGCUGGCUGAGGCGGCGGCCAGCGUGAACGACCUAUUGCUGAGCGCCAGCAGCGCCCUGGCGGCGGCAGCGACGACGCCGGCGGCGGCGUCGGCGAGGAACGGCGGCGGAGGGGAGGGGGCCGACCCAGAGGCGGGGCCGGAACCGGCCAGUAGCGCGGCGGAGGUGGAGGCGCAGUUGUCGCGGUUCCUGGACGGUUACGCGUCGUCGGCCUGUGGCCCCACCAAGUGGCCCAAGCUGAUUGAGUUUAUGAAGCACACGUACCCCGCCCUCGCACGUGGCGCGGCUGCCGCGGCAGAGGAGCGGGGUCGGCUCGAGGCGCGGCGGCUGCAGGCCGAACUGGACUGCGUGCGGGCAGAGGCAGCGGCGGCGGGCGCGCGGGGCGACGGGCUAGCGCGGCAGCUGGUCGCCGCGGAGGCCCAGGCAGAGGCGUCGGGGCGCCGCGCGGCGGAGCAGGCGGCUGAGCUGGCGGACCUGCGGGUGGCGCUGGAGAGGGAGCGGUCCAAGGCCCUGUUGCUGGAGGGCCACCUGACAGAAGCGCAGCUGAUAGCAGAGAAGAGGCUGCUGUGCGCGCAGCAGGAGUCCGAGGCGCGGGCGCGGGCGGAGGCGGAGCAGCACGGCCAGCAGGCGGUGGCGCUGGGGGCGCAGGCCGCGGAGGAGCGGCGGCGGGCGGAGGCGCUGUCAGCAGAGGUGGUGUGCGAGCUGCGAAGCCAAGUCGAGGGAUUGACCGGCCAGCUGGCAGCGGCGCAGGACGAGGCCGCCAGCUACCUGUCGUCCUUUGGCGGCGCCAAGCAGGAGCAGGCAGCGCUGCAGCGGGCACUGGAGGAGGCCUCCGCCGAGAUUACGGGGCUGCGGCUGGCCGGGGCUGCGGCCGCGCGCGUGAGCGCGCGGACUGUCGCUUGA
Monoraphidium neglectum is the source of this 2133-nucleotide messenger RNA. Its product is annotated as Interferon-induced guanylate-binding protein 2. Bases 1 to 2133 code for a protein of 710 amino acids. The record is from RefSeq and is a predicted model, not a curated record. The transcript is spliced from 21 exons. Lineage: Eukaryota; Viridiplantae; Chlorophyta; Chlorophyceae; Sphaeropleales; Selenastraceae. Gene Ontology annotation, molecular function: GTP binding; GTPase activity.